This is a messenger RNA of Durusdinium trenchii, 354 nucleotides long. Lineage: Eukaryota; Dinophyceae; Suessiales; Symbiodiniaceae. The record is from the annotation of a GenBank genome assembly.
AUGCAGAUGAGGAAACAAUUGGUGCGCCAUUGUUGGAAGAAUGGUUUUGACUUGGAAGGUGAGAACGUCCCUUGCUGGCUUCUGCAAAAGCCCGAAUCUGAGCGGUGCGACGAUGUCGCUUGCAGUGAUCCGGAGAAGAGACAUCGUCGCAACCCGCCAGCAGACACCCCAGUUGCUUGCUCGCAGUGGUUUGGUAUCUGGAGAAGAGAGAUCGUUGGCAGCCGGCAGCAGACACCCCAGUUCCUUUGCUUUAGCAGACUAAGUAGCAGACUAUUGGUUGGCAUCACUGUUGAAGGGUUACGGCCCUUUCGGGUGAACAAAUGGGUGAUCUCAUGGAACAUAGUUAUUUGGUGA